Canariomyces notabilis is the source of this 1686-nucleotide messenger RNA. Its product is annotated as UPF0052-domain-containing protein. The record is from RefSeq and is a predicted model, not a curated record. Gene Ontology annotation, molecular function: LPPG:FO 2-phospho-L-lactate transferase activity. The coding region runs from base 237 to 1457 and encodes 406 amino acids. The transcript has 4 exons. NCBI's taxonomy places the organism in Eukaryota, Fungi, Ascomycota, Sordariomycetes, Sordariales, Chaetomiaceae.
GGCGUGGGCGACGGAGCUACCUAAAACGGUCACUAGAAGGACACUGCCUGUGCGCACCUAGUCCCGUCGUGCCGUGAUAGCUCACUGUUGCUCAGGGGCUCAACCGCGAUCUGUCUAUAAUCUAUAUAUACCCAAGACUAUUUUCGAUGUUUUAUAUCGUUCAGGUUUCUGGCCAUAUAUUCCUUCCUUAUAGUCUAAUAGCCAUUUGGUUGAGAUCUGAUUUUCCUUGAUUCACGAUGGCUCCAACUGUUGCUGAUUCUGGCGCUAAUGGCAUCGCUGUAUUUUCAGGAGGCGUGGGCGAUAUAAGAAGUCGACUUGUUAGGCUCAUCCCCAACCACGGCGAUGACAAGGAGAGGACAGCACUCAAGCUGCUUUUUGAGUACCGACUGGAUUCAGACCCUCUGAAGGCACGAGCGGAAUGGCUGGACAUUGUCGAGUCGCAGUCUCUCCUCUGGGGAUUUAUCUCCAGCCCAAAGAGGGAGCUCAUCCGCUCGGUCCUCAACACGGUCAAUCUGGAGAUCGUUAAGAGGGCCCGGCCCCCAAACGUUUACAACUUCGCCGGCGCGAGCAUCGGCAACAUGUUCCUGACCGGUGCUCGAAUCUUCUCUGGCUCAUACGAGUCGGCCAUCUACCUCCUGUCCAUGAUCUGCUCGAUCCCCCCUUGGGUCGAGGUCCUCCCGGCCAUCAACUCCAACUUCACCCACCACAUCUCGGCAGGCCUCAAGGACGGGUCGACAAUCACGGGCCAGGUAGCCAUCAGCCACCCGUCCGCGCCCACCGCCCUGCCCGACGACACCGAGGUGGCGCCGGCGCUGACGGCGGCCGAUCACGACAAGCUAGAAGACGCCAACCUCCCGGGCAGCCUGCCGGCGCUCCGGCGGCCCAACAUCGCCUUCAGCAAGGACGACGAGGAGGACCUGCCGGCGCGGAUCGAGCGGGUGUGGUAUAUCAACCCGUACGGCCACGAGAUCUCGCCCGUGGCGAACCCAAAGGUGGUGGAGGCGCUUGGGGCGACGCGCACCGUCAUCUACAGCAUCGGCAGCCUGUACACGAGCAUCGUCCCGAGCCUGAUCCUGCGUAAGGUCGGGCAGGCCCUGGGCGACGGGUCGCAGAUACGGCACAAGAUCCUGAUCCUCAACAGCAAGCUGGACCGCGAGACGGGGCCCAGGACAGACCCCAUGACGGCGAGGGACUUUGUCGCCGCCAUUGCGCGGGCCUGCGUCGAGAGCCGGUCGCCCGAGUUGGUCGGCCGUGAAGAUAUUCUGAAGCGCUACGUCAGCCACCUGAUUUACCUGGAAGGAGAGGGCACCCCCGCGGUAGAUGUGCAAGAGCUCGAGCGGCUGGGCGUCAAGUGCAUCAAGGUCCAGGGGAAGACGGUCGGUGCGGGGAGAAAGGCCAUGAUCAGAUACGACGAGGCGGCGUUGGGCGAGGCUUUGGAAGCGAUUAUGGAAUCUUGAGAUCAGACAUGCGGCGAUGGGGUUCGUUGGACACGGCAACUUCCAACUGGAGCCAUAUAUGUAUUAUACAUAUGUAAGGUUGCGUCGUUUUUCUGUCGGCAUAGAUCAUGAUAGCUUGCGUAGAAUUGGGUAUUGAUGAUCUGAUUUCACUUUUGACAAUCAAUCAUCAAGUAUACAAUGAUAGAAGCAGCGGAGACACUCCCUUAGGAAUCCUGGUUCCAUCGUCAUG